This is a messenger RNA of Dibothriocephalus latus, 234 nucleotides long. NCBI's taxonomy places the organism in Eukaryota, Metazoa, Platyhelminthes, Cestoda, Diphyllobothriidea, Diphyllobothriidae. The record is from the annotation of a GenBank genome assembly.
CCGGCUGACCUGAAGGGCGUUUAUAACGCAAAGAGUCAUCCGAAAUAUCAGAAUGGCGAGUGGACUGAACAGGACGUCUUCAGAGAGUACCUCAAGACUUUUGAGUGUGGAAGCAGCGACGUAGAUGGGAAAGUGACUUGGGACGAGUUUCUCAACUACUACAGUGGCAUCAGUGCCUCCGUGGACGACGAUAUCUACUUUGACUUGAUGAUGCGGAAUGCCUACAAACUGUAA